AUGUCUCUUCCACCGUCCUUGUACUGUUACUCUUAUUUGCCGGAGGGCAGUAUUCGCUUGCUUCGGCUAUUGCCGCCUCAAGACGAGCAUGCCCCCAUGAAAUGCAAGCUCUUUGACUGCGCCUUAGCGGACUCAGAAAGCACUCGUCCGUACGAGGCUCUAUCCUACGUAUGGGGUUCUGAGCACAAGUCUCGGUCUAUUUCCAUAGACUGCUGUGACUUGCCCGUCGGGGAAAACCUUUACGCGGCGCUAUCACAUCUUCGAGAUCGCUCCAUUGAACGAACCAUAUGGAUAGACGCUAUUUGCAUCAACCAACGAGACCCAAAGGAAAAGGGACAGCAAGUUCAGUCUAUGGCGAAGAUCUAUAGCAAAGCAAGCCGUGUGAUUGUUUGGCUUGGAGGAGCGACAACCGACAGCGGUCAAGCCCUCGAAGAAAUACGCAUCGCAGCAGAGAAGCGUACGAAGCCCUCACCUACGAAGCCCUCACCUAUGAAGCGCUCAACCAACGAAAGAGCGAUCCUUAGACUGCUGGAAGGACCGUGGUUUAAACGCAUCUGGGUACUUCAGGAGGUUGCCGCAGCUCGACAUGUACUGAUCAAAUGCGGCCCCGCCGAGAUUGAUGGAUAUACGUUCUGUUCAGGUCUGGAUGAAUUAGACCUGUCUUACAAAACCUACCCAGAGCUGCGGCCUCUGAUUCAUUCAGUAUCCUAUCUCAUAAAGGGUGCGGUCUUCCGACCUAGAUGCGCAACUGGCCGGUCAGGCAGGUUUUCCCUGGACAUAUGCCCUCUAGGUGAGCUGGUGGAUAUGUACCACACUCGCGAAGCAACUGACCGCCGCGACAAGGUUUAUGCCUUGCUCGGCAUGAGCUCUGAUGAUCCUAGCAUGGCAAAGUUAUCGGCCAACUAUGAGAUUUCAUGGGGACAACUCUUCAAGCGACUGAUCAAGUUCUUCUCUGAACAGUUAUCUGCAGACACUUGGAACGAUAAGGAGAUAGCGGUAAUCAGGGGCAAGGGCUGCGUUCUUGGCGAAGUGUCUUCAGUCGAUGAUUUGAAAGACGGACGGGAGGUGAAAAUCAAUUGGAGGAAUGCGUCUGGCUAUAGGGGGCCGGAUUCUCCCUGGACCUUCCAGGCCUCAGCGAAAUCUGUCCAGGUAGGGGAUGUUGUCUGCCUUCUACAAGGAGCGUCAAAUCCUACAAUCAUUAGGCUAUGCACCGAUUAUUGGGCCGUUAUAAUGAUUUCAGUUCCCUCUCCGGAUGAUCUACAAGGUGCGAGCAGUUACACCAAGUCGGGGCUUUUACGAUCUAUAAAAACCUUCCCACACGAUUUCCUACUUGUCUGGAACUGGGAUAUAUACCUAGACAAGUCGCAGGAUGGGGAAGACGACGAAGACUUCAUCAUGGUCGCCCUAGCGUCGACGUACUCAAAUACAUAUUUAAAAAAUUAUAUGGACAAAGCGACAAGGUUAUGGAAUACUGGAGUGGUACUACAAGACAUGGGAAAAGAUGAGGCAGAGGAAAUUCUCCGACAAGCAAUGGAGAUUUUUGAGAGUGCAUUAAUAGGAAUGGGGGGAGUUGUGAGGAAGCUAGAAAGAAUGGUAGAUGAACUUAUCAAGGAAAAGGGCGGAUGGAGGCUGCUGGGGUUCGCGGCAGCGAAGGCGCACGAGGCAAUCAUCAAGCUGCUGCUCGAUACUGGCAAGGUCCACCCAGACGCCAAGAAUAAGGAUCGGCAGACGCCGUUAUGGCAGGCGGCAGAGAAGGGGCACGAGGCAAUCGUCAAGCUGCUGCUCAAUACUGGCAAGGUCGACCCAGAUGCCAAAGAUAGGUAUGGACAGACGCCGUUAUUGGGGGCGGCAGAGAAGGGGCACGAGGCAAUCGUCAAGCUGCUGCUCGAUACUGGCAAGGUCGACCCAGACGCCAAGGAUAAGGAUGGACAGACGCCGUUAUUGGUGGCAGCAGCGCAGGGGCACGAGGCAAUCGUCAAGCUGCUGCUCGAUACUGACGAAGUCCACCCAGGCGCCAAGGAUGAGUAUGGACGGACGCCGUUAUGGCAGGCGGCAGAGAAGGGGCACGAGUCAAUCGUCAAGCUGCUGCUCAAUACUGGCAAGGUCGACCCAGACGCCAAGGAUGAGGAUGGACAGACGCCGUUAUUGGUGGCAGCAGCGCAGGGGCACGAGGCAAUCGUCAAGCUGCUGCUCGAUACUGACGAAGUCCACCCAGGCGCCAAGGAUGAGUAUGGACGGACGCCGUUAUGGCAGGCGGCAGAGAAGGGGCACGAGUCAAUCGUCAAGCUGCUGCUCAAUACUGGCAAGGUCGACCCAGACGCCAAGGAUGAGGAUGGACAGACGCCGUUAUUGGUGGCAGCAGCGCAGGGGCACGAGGCAAUCGUCAAGCUGCUGCUCGAUACUGACGAAGUCCACCCAGGCGCCAAGGAUGAGUAUGGACGGACGCCGUUAUGGCAGGCGGCAGAGAAGGGGCACGAGUCAAUCGUCAAGCUGCUGCUCAAUACUGGCAAGGUCGACCCAGACGCCAAGGAUAAGGAUGGACAGACGCCGUUAUUGGUGGCGGUAGCGCAGGGGCACGAGGCAAUCGUCAAGCUGCUGCUCGAUACUGACGAAGUCCACCCAGGCGCCAAGGAUGAGUAUGGACGGACGCCGUUAUGGCAGGCGGCAGAGAAGGGGCACGAGUCAAUCGUCAAGCUGCUGCUCGAUACUGGCAAGGUCGACCCAGACGCCAAGGAUAAGGAUGGACAGACGCCGUUAUUGGUGGCGGUAGCGCAGGGGCACGAGGCAAUCGUCAAGCUGCUGCUCGAUACUGACGAAGUCCACCCAGAUGCCAAAGAUAGGUAUGGACGGACGCCGUUAUGGCGGGCGGCAGAGAAGGGGCACGAGGCAAUCGUCAAGCUGCUGCUCGAUACUGGCAAGGUCGACCCAGACGCCAAGGAUGAGGAUGGCCGAACACUGCUAUGGCGGGCGGUAGCGCAGGGGCACGAGGCAAUCGUCAAGCUGCUGCUCGAUACUGACGAAGUCCACCCAGGCGCCAAGGAUGAGUAUGGACGGACGCCGUUAUGGCAGGCGGCAGAGCAGGGGCACGAGUCAAUCGUCAAGCUGCUGCUCAAUACUGGCAAGGUCGACCAAGAUGCCAAAGAUAGGUAUGGACGGACGCCGUUAUGGCAGGCGGCAGAGAAGGGGCACGAGUCAAUCGUCAAGCUGCUGCUCAAUACUGGCAAGGUCGACCCAGACGCCAAGGAUAAGGAUGGACAGACGCCGUUAUUGGUGGCGGUAGCGCAGGGGCACGAGGCAAUCGUCAAGCUGCUGCUCGAUACUGACAAAGUCCACCCAGGCGCCAAGGAUGAGUAUGGACGGACGCCGUUAUGGCAGGCGGCAGAGAAGGGGCACGAGUCAAUCGUCAAGCUGCUGCUCGAUACUGGCAAGGUCGACCCAGACGCCAAGGAUAAGGAUGGACAGACGCCGUUAUUGGUGGCAGCAGCGCAGGGGCACGAGGCAAUCGUCAAGCUGCUGCUCGAUACUGACGAAGUCCACCCAGGCGCCAAGGAUGAGUAUGGACGGACGCCGUUAUGGCAGGCGGCAGAGAAGGGGCACGAGUCAAUCGUCAAGCUGCUGCUCAAUACUGGCAAGGUCGACCCAGACGCCAAGGAUGAGGAUGGACAGACGCCGUUAUUGGUGGCGGUAGCGCAGGGGCACGAGGCAAUCGUCAAGCUGCUGCUCGAUACUGACAAAGUCCACCCAGGCGCCAAGGAUGAGUAUGGACGGACGCCGUUAUGGCAGGCGGCAGAGAAGGGGCACGAGUCAAUCGUCAAGCUGCUGCUCGAUACUGACGAAGUCCACCCAGGCGCCAAGGAUGAGUAUGGACGGACGCCGUUAUGGCAGGCGGCAGAGAAGGGGCACGAGUCAAUCGUCAAGCUGCUGCUCAAUACUGGCAAGGUCGACCCAGACGCCAAGGAUAAGGAUGGACAGACGCCGUUAUUGGUGGCGGUAGCGCAGGGGCACGAGGCAAUCGUCAAGCUGCUGCUCGAUACUGACGAAGUCCACCCAGGCGCCAAGGAUGAGUAUGGACGGACGCCGUUAUGGCAGGCGGCAGUGAAGGGGCAUGAGGCAAUCGUCAAGCUGCUGCUCGAUACUGACGAAGUCCACCCAGAUGCCAAAGAUAGGUAUGGACGGACGCCGUUAUGGCAGGCGGCAGAGAAGGGGCACGAGUCAAUCGUCAAGCUGCUGCUCGAUACUGGCAAGGUCGACCCAGACGCCAAGGAUGAGGAUGGCCGAACACUGCUAUGGCAGGCGGUAGCGCAGGGGCACGAGGCAAUCGUCAAGCUGCUGCUCGAUACUGACAAAGUCCACCCAGGCGCCAAGGAUGAGUAUGGACGGACGCCGUUAUGGCAGGCGGCAGAGAAGGGGCACGAGUCAAUCGUCAAGCUGCUGCUCGAUACUGGCAAGGUCGACCCAGACGCCAAGGAUGAGGAUGGCCGAACACUGCUAUGGCAGGCGGCAGUGAAGGGGCAUGAGGCAAUCGUCAAGCUGCUGCUCAAUACUGGCAAGGUCCACCCAGAUGCCAAAGAUAGGUAUGGACGGACGCCGUUAUGGCGGGCGGCAGAGAAGGGGCACGAGGCAAUCGUCAAGCUGCUGCUCAAUACUGGCAAGGUCGACCCAGAUGCCAAAGAUAGGUAUGGACGGACGCCGUUAUGGCAGGCGGCAGAGAAGGGGCACGAGUCAAUCGUCAAGCUGCUGCUCGAUACUAGCAAGGUCGACCCAGACGCCAAGGAUAAGGAUGGACGGACGCCGUUAUGGCAGGCGGCAGAGAUGGGGCACAAGGCAAUCGUCAAGCUGCUUCUCGGCAAGGGCGCGGAUGGAUGA
Messenger RNA from Fusarium poae, 4866 nucleotides. RefSeq lists its product as uncharacterized. The transcript is spliced from 2 exons. Bases 1 to 4866 code for a protein of 1621 amino acids. The record is from RefSeq and is a predicted model, not a curated record. Gene Ontology annotation, molecular function: protein binding. Lineage: Eukaryota; Fungi; Ascomycota; Sordariomycetes; Hypocreales; Nectriaceae.